This is a messenger RNA of Gymnodraco acuticeps, 1382 nucleotides long. RefSeq names its product PABPN1 like, cytoplasmic (gene pabpn1l). The record is from RefSeq and is a predicted model, not a curated record. The coding region runs from base 227 to 1012 and encodes 261 amino acids. Gene Ontology annotation, molecular function: RNA binding. The transcript has 6 exons. NCBI's taxonomy places the organism in Eukaryota, Metazoa, Chordata, Actinopteri, Perciformes, Bathydraconidae.
AGUAUCCUCAUCCAGCGUCCCUCUCACGUGUGCGCCAGUGUCAAUCAAUCCAGCGCGUCAUGAGUCUCAUUCACAGGUGAUAUCUAUUAGCUUAUCUCCUAUAUGCUGUCAGCUGUCGCUUCCUGCGGUCUAUCAAACCUUUUCCUUCCUGUGGUGGGAGAAAUUGUAGGUGGAGGGUUUGGCAAGCUGCAGUCCGCUUUGCAGAUGCCAUGGUUGAGCAGUGAGCAUGGCGGAAAAUCAUCUGGAGUACGGCUACCUGGAGGGCGAGUCCAUCGUGGAGCAUUUCGCCGACGACGCGGAGCUAGCGGCCAUCAAAGCCAGAGUUCAUGAGAUGGAGAUGGAAGAAGAGUCGGAUAGACUGGAGGAGGAGAGGUGUGAUGCAAUUGACAUGCACCUCCUAACCAGUAGCCCUCGGCCUGGACCAUUCUACAACAUGACUCCAGAGGAGAGGAUGGACGCAGACAACAGAUCAGUCUAUGUCGGAAAUGUUGACUAUGGAGCUACUGCAGAUGAGCUGGAGAUCCAUUUCAAUGGCUGUGGUCCCGUCAACCGAGUGACCAUCCUGUGUGACAGGUUCUCAGGCCAUCCAAAGGGUUUUGCUUACAUCGAGUUCUCUGAUCCAGAUUCUGUUCACAGUGCUGUUGGUUUGCAUGAGACCUUGUUCAGAGGAAGGGUCCUUAAGGUAAUGCCCAAGAGGACCAACAUGCCAGGCAUCAGCACCACGGACAGGGGAGGACACAGAGGUGGCCACACCAGAGGCAGGGGCCGUGGUUUUCGUCCGCCCCGAUACCAGAACAACACUCGCGGUAGGUUCCGGUACCAGUCGACCAGGCCACAACACCAAACCCCCCACCCUUACUACGGAGCGCCUCCAGUGGGGAAGAGACAGUGGGGACACAUGGACUACCACGAACAGAUGCCUAAACGUUACCCGUGUCUUCUCCUCAUCACCCCCCCAUCAGAGGAAAUGGGGCCAGGUUCAAGUGGUCCGCACUACCCUCAACAGCGCUAGCACUAACUACAAAAUGCAUAAUAAAAUUGGGUGAAAAUUACUAAUUAUUUUAAAGAAAUGUUUACAGGCAUUACUGAGUUGAGUAUUAUGUGAGAGCCAGAAUGGAGAAAGAGAUGACUUUCUAAGUUGCAUCAGUGAUUCAGGACGUGAAGAGAAGAAGACUGAGUCCAGAGGUGUUGCAUUAUUAGCUUAUGUUGAUGUGGAUGCAUGGGACAAUCCUCAAAUAGUUAUGCAGUUGCAUCUCUUACUGUUUUUACAAAUUGGUUGAGAAUAUUUUGUGUUGCUGCCUGCAAUGUAUUGUAUAAAGUCUCCCUAUGUAUAACUUAAUUUAUUUGCUAUGUUAGAAAAUAAAUAAAACAAUGAUCUGUGA